Messenger RNA from Colletotrichum karsti, 1479 nucleotides. Its product is annotated as phosphoserine phosphatase. The transcript has a single exon. Gene Ontology annotation, cellular component: cytoplasm. The record is from RefSeq and is a predicted model, not a curated record. The coding region runs from base 1 to 1479 and encodes 492 amino acids. Lineage: Eukaryota; Fungi; Ascomycota; Sordariomycetes; Glomerellales; Glomerellaceae. Gene Ontology annotation, molecular function: magnesium ion binding; L-phosphoserine phosphatase activity. Gene Ontology annotation, biological process: L-serine biosynthetic process; dephosphorylation.
AUGGCCGACUCAAGCCCCUCCAAGUCGACGACGUCUCCCCGACCGCAGCUCACCUCGUCCAUGAGGAGCAGCUCCUUUUUGCGUGAGCACCAGCAGUACAGGCCGCCUCAGCACCCGGAGAGCCGCUUCGGCAUCGACACCGUUGUCGAGGACCUCAGCAAGACAUCGGUCUCUCCUCCCAAGCACAACAAGAACUUCAUCGCCUUCAAUGGCGUCCCCUCGGAGGAGAACCCCCCGACCAUUGUCGACAGCGGCCUGAACCACACCUACUCCCACCCCAACUGUGCUCCCCCGGCCGGCAAGAAGUCCACCCGUCUCAUCGCGACGCUGUUCUAUAAACCGAACGGCAAGCAGACAGCAGGUGGCAGCGGCGCCGCGACGACUGCGCCAAAGGCCAUCCCGGCCGCCGCCGCCGCGUCUUCCGAUGCGAGCUCCGGCAAGGAGUCCAUCCCGGCCAACUUCGCGCCCACCCAGAACCCGGAGUCCUUCCCGCUAGAGCCCCCGACCCUCGAGCCCGAGAACCUCGACCACCUGUACGGCUCCUACAUCUCCCCCAUGUGCGUCACCUCCUUCCUGCACCUCAUGUCGACCUUCCCCCUCCCGCCCGGCGAGUCCGACUACGCCUCCUCCCACCGCUGCCUCGACAGCCAGGAGAGCCCCCGCGUCGUCGAGCUCACCCUCGACCCGGCCCCCUGCCAGAGCUACCUCAGCCUGACGGACCUGCGCAAACACGAGCUCAUCUACCGCUUCGAGCGCGAGUGGAACGUCGACGUCGCCCUCCAGCCCGACACCCUCUGGCGCCGCCACCCGCGCCUCGUCGUCUUCGACAUGGACAGCACCCUCAUCACCCAGGAGGUCAUCGACCUGCUCGCCGGCAUGAUCAAGGACCGCCCCGACCUCGCCGAGCGCGUCGCCGACAUCACCCACCGCGCCAUGCUCGGCGAGCUCGAGUUCGACGCCGCCUUCCGCGAGCGCGUCCAGCUGCUCAAGGGCCUGCCGGCGUCCUUCUUCGAGGAGCUGCGCCCCGUGCUGGACGUGACCAAGGGCGUGCCGCGCCUGAUCAAGGCCCUCAGGCGCCUCGGCGUCAAGACGGCCGUGCUCUCGGGUGGCUUCCUGCCGCUGACGAGCUGGCUGGCCGGGGAGCUGGGCAUCGACUACGCCCACGCCAACGAGGUCGUCAUCGACGAGUCCGGGAAGCUCACCGGCGAGGUCAAGGGUCUCAUCGUCGGCAAGGAGAGGAAGCGGGACUUGCUCGUUGAGAUCGCGGGCAAGGAGGGCAUUGAUCUGUCGCAGGUCGCCGCCGUCGGCGACGGGGCGAACGAUCUGCUCAUGAUGGGCGCGGCGGGUCUGGGUGUGGCAUGGAACGCGAAGCCCCGGGUGCAGAUGGAGGCCGAUACCCGGCUGAACAGCGAGAGCCUGUUGGACUUGCUGUAUCUCUUUGGCUUCACUGGGGAUGAGAUUGAGCAAUUGGCGUCGUAG